Molecule: messenger RNA, 705 nt
Organism: Lindgomyces ingoldianus
Lineage: Eukaryota; Fungi; Ascomycota; Dothideomycetes; Pleosporales; Lindgomycetaceae
Exons: 3
Coding region: 1-705 (234 amino acids)
Source: RefSeq, a predicted model, not a curated record
AUGAGCAAACUUCGCACAUCCUGGCAAGUAUUGGAGAAUUUCUGUCCGACCUUGGUCCUACAAUCUAACAAACAUAUUGGCGUUCACCGGGUACACCGAAUUAGCAGCACAUCGAUCUUCAACCGAAUCAAACAUACUGUUCUCGCAAGCCUAAACCUGGAUUCCUAUCCUGAUUUCUCUCCUGCGUUGUCAAUUGCCCUUUGUACUCCCAACCCUACCUCCCUGCCCACCUCCAUUUCCACCGUCCACAGCAUUUCCACUUCCCCUUCCACUCCCACCCCUGCUCCUGCUCCUGCUCCCACCCGCUUUCUUGCUCCCACCUCCUUUCUUGCUCCCACCUCCUUUCUUGCUCCCACCUCCUUUCUUGCUCCCAUCUCCUUUUUUGCUCCCAUCUCCUUUCUUGCUCCCAUCUCCUUUCUUGCUCCCAUCUCCUUUCUUGCUCCCGUUCCCUUUCCCGUUACUUGUGCCGCCGCGACGACUCUCCAAAGCGAUAUCACUCUCCAUCCCGUUCACGGCACGCGCAUGUACGCGCCGCUGGUGAAGGACGACGACAUAGCGCAUCAUGCAGUAGUAAAGAAGGAUGCCGAGGAUGAUGCUGAAGGUAACGAGGGAGAAGAGGACUGCGACCACCGUCGUGUUGACAUUCAUUGCGGCGUUGGACAAAGGUGUGCUGCGGUGUGGUGUGGUGUAAUUUAUGAGAAGUGA